Molecule: messenger RNA, 786 nt
Organism: Fraxinus pennsylvanica
Lineage: Eukaryota; Viridiplantae; Streptophyta; Magnoliopsida; Lamiales; Oleaceae
Source: the annotation of a GenBank genome assembly
AUGGAGACCAAUGUAGAGCUAUUGGGAGAAGCUGGGGUACCAGAGAGCUUUAUCUCAUACAUGUUAACUCGCUAUCCUCAUUCACUGCAAAUGAAAUGUGAUAAGUUUAAGAGGAGUGUUAAUGGGGCAAUUGAAAUGGGAUUUGAUCCCUCGAGGAUGAUGUUUAUUCGGGCAAUUCAUGUGUUGUGUGAAAUGAGCGAGCAGGCAUGGGAGAAUAGAAUCAAGGUCUAUAGGAGUUUUGGUUUGUCACAUGCUGAGAUUCUAUUGGCCUUUAGAUCACAUCCUUUCUGUAUGAAGUUAUCUGAGGAAAAAAUUACGAGGGGAAUGGAGUUCUAUGUAAACGAGAUGAGCUGGAAUCCUGCCAAUGUUGCCCAAACCCCAGUAGCCCUCUUUUACAACAUGGAGAGAAGGAUCAUCCCCCGAUGUCGUGUGAUUAAGAUGUUGAUGGAGAAGGGUUUGGUGAAGAAAUAUUCUAUCUCAAACUUUUUGGCAUUGACUGAUCCGCAAUUCCUGAAAAGGUUUGUGCAUAACUAUAAGAAUGAUUUACCUGAAAUUAUGGAUGUAUAUCGUGCUGGACAGGCUGGAUUUCAGGAUUGCGAGCCAGUUCAUCCACCUGCCAAGGGACAGGUAGCUGUAACAGUUGUUGGAGGAGAUAGUGAGCUCAGUGCGCUGUCACACAUUCUUCGCUCAUGGAGAUCAUUCCGUCAACCCUUGGUCUGUCCAAUUCUCUCAAAGGCGGAGCUAGUAGGUUCAGCUGCUUUCCUCAGCCAGAGAUUCAAAGUAUGA